CCUAUUUGAUGCUUGAAUGUUGAUGUGAUAAUCCAAAAGGGGCAUUGGCUAUGCUUGUUGAUAAUUAACAUUCAUAAUCUUUGUCUUAGAGACAGAAAUCAGUUAUUAACAGUUAAUAUCCAUUUCCAUCCGUUGUGGGAGAUGUUGGUCAUUCCUCGAGCAUCAAUUUCGUUCCGUUUUUUUAAUAAAUUCACCAUUCUACUAAGCUUAAAUGCUCUCCAUUCUGUCAAAUCCAAAACUACCAUACCUCGUAUAGAUUACAGCGCCAAUUCAAGCGUGGCACAAUCCAAUUGGCUCAUCACUAAGCUUAGCGAAGAAGGUAAAAUCAGCCAAGUACGGAAACUGUUCGAUCAAAUGCCUGAUAGAGAUAAAGAUGUAAUAACUUGGACUGCACUGAUUUCUGGGUAUAUCAAGCUUGGCUUGAUUGAGGAAGCAAGGAGACUGUUCGAUAGAGUUGAUUCAAAGAAGAAUGUGGUAACGUGGACCGCGAUGCUAAGUGGUUACAUGAGGUCAAAUCGAAUUUUAGAAGCCGAGAGGUUGUUUGAGGAAAUGCCGGUUAAAAAUGUUGUAUCUUGGAAUACAAUGGUUGAUGGAUAUGUGCAAAAUGGGAUGGUUGGUAAGGCUUUUGAAUUGUUCCAGGAAAUGCCUGAGAGAAACGUGGUGUCAUGGAAUACGAUGUUAACCGCAUUGGCACAAUGUGGAAGGGUUGAGGAUGCAAGGGGAUUGUUUGAUAGGAUGCCUAAAAGGGAUGUUAUUUCGUGGACAGCGAUGGUUGCUGGGUUGGCGAAGAAUGGGAAGAUUGAUGAGGCUAGGAGGGUUUUUGAUAGGAUGCCUGAGAGGAAUGUAGUCUCGUGGAAUGCAAUGAUCACUGGGUAUUCGCAGAACAUGAAGUUGGAUGAGGCUUUUGAGUUGUUUGAGAGGAUGCCAGAGAGGGAUUUGUCUUCCUGGAAUGCGAUGAUCACAGGGUUUAUUCAGAAUGGGGAGUUGAAGAGGGCUGAGAAAUUAUUUGAUAAGAUGCCACGUAAGAAUGUUGUUUCUUGGACUACUAUGAUUACAGGAUAUGUACAAGAUGAGCAAAGUGAGGAAGCAUUGAAGAUUUUCUCAAAAAUGUUGGCAGAGGAUGGGAUAAAGCCCAAUGAGGGAACUUUUGUGACUGUUUUGAGUGCAUGUAGUGACUUAGCUGGUCUGUUUGAGGGACAGCAGGUUCAUCAGACAAUAGCUAAAACAGUUUAUCAGUGUAGUGAAAUUGUUGUAUCUGCAAUUAUUAGUAUGUAUUCAAAAUGUGGGGAAUUGAAUGCUGCUAGGAGGAUGUUUGAUGAUGGCUUAAUAAGCCAGAGGGAUGUGGUUUCGUGGAAUGGUAUGAUUGCAGCUUAUGCACACCAUGGGUGUGGAGGGGAGGCUAUCAGCUUGUUCAAAAAAAUGUCUAGUUUUGGUUUUAAACCUAAUGGUGCUACAUAUGUGGCUUUGCUUUCUGCAUGCAGCCAUUCUGGUAUGGUGGAGGAUGGGUUAAGGUACUUUGAUGAGCUUGUGGGAGACAAGUCCAUUCAGGUCAAGGAGGACCACUAUGCAUGCUUGGUUGACCUAUGCAGUCGAGCAGGGAAGCUCAAGGAAGCCUUUGAAUUCAUUAUGCGGCUUGGCACUAAACCAUCAGUAUCUAUUUGGGAAGCUCUUCUUGCUGGAUGUCAUGUUCAUGGGGAUGUGAAUUUAGGGAAGCUGGCUGCAGAAAAGAUUUUAGAGACAGAACCAGAGAAUGCAGGCACUCACAUGUUGUUGUCUAACAUAUAUGCUUCAAGAGGAAAAUGGAGGGAUGCUGCUAAGGUAAGGUUGAAAAUGAAGAAUAAGGGAUUGAAGAAGCAGCCAGGUUGCAGCUGGAUAGAAGUAGGGAAUAAAGUUCAUGUGUUUGUGGCUGGUGCCAAGUCUCGUUGUCAUGCCAAUCUUAUUUACCCAUUACUGUGUGAACUUCAUGCAAAAAUGAGGAAGGCUGGAAGUAUACCAAAUAAUGAUUAUAUGGAGGAUGAUGAUUUUCUAGUGAUAUGAGUUUUUUGUCUGCUGAUGUCUCUUACAGAACAAUAUAAGGGAAUACUACCAGAGAUGAUUUUGGAGAAGGAAAGCCCAUUUUAUGGUCGGUGACAUUCAUUUGUACUACAAAACAAAGUAUUUAUUGCCAUACCGGUACUAGCAAACACUAGAUAUCUUAUAAAGAGGGUACAGUUGCUAUUGUUUCUUUAUCUGCACCUGACAUAACAGGACAUUGUCAUACAUAGAGAGUUUGUGCCAUUCUUUCCCAUUGCUGUAGUCUUUGCUUGUCUAUUUUGCAUUUUGCAAGGAACAAUUCGUGAUAUCUUAAUGUUUGUAGCUCAAGAGGAGAUGAAAAAGAAGAGGAUUGGUUCCAACUAAGUAUUGGUACAUCUAAUACAAGCUUUUUUCUAGAAUAUGCUACUAUCCUUAACAACAGCGCAAUGGCCAUGGCAACAGCAGCACGAGCAACAAUUAAAGCAUUUCCCACUAGUUGUAUUUAACUUUGCUUCUUUUGAAAAUGCUGAAAUAUUCCUUAAGUAGCUCCGGAUGACAUUUAAAAAGAUGGCACUAUCUUGCAUGGCUAAAGGUUCUUAUCAUUCUCCUUUACUCGCAAUCAGCCUUCUAUGUUUCAGCUUAAUAUAGAUGUGCAUUUACUGUUCCUGGAUUUCUCAUUUACUUCUUUGCUUAGGAUGUCAUUUACUGUUCCUGGACAUGAAAGUCAUGUCCCUGUGUUGUCUUAGGAUGAGCAUUGCCUAAUACUAACUCAUAUUUGAAAUACUGUUGGAAUGUGAGUUUGGUUUCGAUUCUUUCCUUUCUAUUGGGGAGCUAUUGAUUAACUUGAACAGAGAGAUGUAUCCUGUUCGCCUGAACAUUUUCUUAUUUGUUUUCUUAUCCUUGUAGCAUUGUUUUGUCAUGCUUUCCCUCCAAUUAGAGACCUGUUUAAAUGUUGUCCUUCUGUUUGCGAAGCUGAAGUUGAAAUCUUCAUUUGCAGGUCUGCUCCUUUGCAAUUUCUAUCUACUUUCGUCUGCUAACCACUGCAAGUGCUUGCUGCUUUGGGCAUAAGAAGGGUUAUAAGUAGGGGGAGAAAAAUCAUCAAAUUGGUAUCAAAUGUCAUGUCAAAAGGUUGACAAAUUCAAGGAUUUUUUGAGGAGUUGAUGCAUAGUUGCUUUCUGUUUGCUCUUCCCAUUGUCGAAGAAAAUGAAUCCAGGACCAGAAUUUGAAACGUAAGAGAAUUAGGGAUCAAGAGGAGAUCAAAAGUCAGCCCAAGGGGUGGUCUCCCAGCUUCCUAAGCCAAGGAAUUGGCCCAAGCUGCCUUGACUUGAGGUCAGUCAUCUAGAUUCUUGGUUGCUUCAGGUUUGGCUUGUCUCAAAUCUUGGUUAUUUUCUGCACAAAAGUUUGCUUAUAAUGAAUCUUUUUGUCAAUAGAUCAGAUAUGAAUGUUAAAAUAUAUAUAUGAAAAGAAAAUCCAAACAGAGUGAGGCCAAGUUUGAGCGAAGCAAAAGCCUAUUUUCACUUCCGUUUUACCUGAGAUGUUCAAUUUGGGUGGGGUGGCUUGCAGCUUUAAUUUGGUCAUAGAAUAUGACAUUAGGGGCAGAUAAUCUCUCCCUUCUCUAAUUAUUAAAAGUUGGAUGAAAUGCCCCACAAACAAAGCAAUGGAGUCAUGGUGUGGCUGACUUGACACCUACAAUUGGGUGCUAUGUGGUCCUGCGCAUUUAUCAUAUGUCUACUUCAAUCUGCUUGUUAGGGUACAAACAAUGCCCACUUACACAAAAUGCUCUCUCUUGGAUUCAUCACUCAAUUAUUGCCUCUGUUACUUUCCUACUGCAACGUUUCAAUGUAACGUGAUGGUUAAAAAGAAAGCAUUAAAGCAUUUGGUAUAGAUGAAAACUGAUCAUUAAAAUUCUAAAAUACUACAUUGUAACAUUUAAUUUAGAAGCACUUUACUUAGAAUAUAGUACUAAUUUUCAUGAACUUUGCAUACAUACCCAGCAUGGAAGCAGGUCAUAAUCUCAAUAUCCAACUCUCAUAUAUUCUUUACUUGCCGAUCUU
Theobroma umbraticum is the source of this 4067-nucleotide messenger RNA. RefSeq lists its product as uncharacterized. Gene Ontology annotation, molecular function: RNA binding; protein binding. NCBI's taxonomy places the organism in Eukaryota, Viridiplantae, Streptophyta, Magnoliopsida, Malvales, Malvaceae. Gene Ontology annotation, biological process: RNA modification. The record is from RefSeq and is a predicted model, not a curated record.